AUGACGUCGCGGCGGGCCAACAACGAUCCAGGGCCGGCGGUACCACAGCGUCGGGCCCGGGGGAGGGGAAAGUAUUACGGUUUACGCUGCGACGGAAAUUUGCGGGUCUGCGGGCAGAGCAACUUGCAUUGGCAGAUCGACAGCGUUGGACUGUUGACUGUCGAGUUCGGCGUCGACGAGGGCGGUGCUGGGCGUGCAUAUAACCCGCUCUCGCUGCACGCAAAGUCAACACCCCGAUCGAGUAUCGCAUUGCAGACCCGAUCACGAUUCGAGCCCAGACCGGAAGCACGCCAAGGCAAUCGCGACGGGCCCGGCGCACCGAUUGCAUUUGCACUCGUCUCGAAAAUCAGUCUCUUAUAUACGCGGCCUGCUCACGGCAUGCCGCUUUCCUUUCUCCCUGGCGGUGCGUACGACGACCGCGACUGCGUGCAUGCUGCUCCCGACACCGAGCACACCCACUCUCGUUGCUUUCGCAAGACCGACGCGCCCGACUUAGCGCCGCAAUACACUCUACGCACUCCUUCUAGAGACCAGACUUACAUUCCUUUCGCCUCGCUGUACAAACGGCGCCGCCGCCCAUCCACCGCUCCUUCACCCAGCACACACUCCUUUCCCAAAAUGCCGAAAAAGCGGCCCUCGCUGCAGUCGAUCUUCGUCCCCUCCAAGUUCCUCUCCUCCCAGCCGCAGUCCCCCACGACCGCGCCGACGCAGCGCGACCCCGCGUGGCCAGACCCCCCGCUCUCCUCCCGCACGCGCGCGUUCUCCGAAGUCCCGCGCCCGCGCCCGCGGCCCGCGCACGCGCGGCAGCCGUCCUCGUCGUCGCUCGCGUCGUCCUACGCGGACCUGGUGCACCACGGCGAGCGGGACCUGCCCUUCCCCGCGCCGCAGCCGGGCAGCUCGCCGCCGUCCGGGGACCUGCUGCCCGACGACCCGUUCGCGAACCUCUCGCCGGGCGCGUCGGUGCUCGCCUUCCCGUCGCCUCUGCCGUCUCCCGCGCUCCCGGUCCCCGCGCCCCCGCCCCCGCCGACGCCGACGCCCAAGUCCCCGCUCUCGCCGAGCCGCCCGGCGCUGAGACCGAGCGCGUCGACGAGCACGCUGCCCGUGCCGGCGAAGGUGCGCCCCGCGCACACGCGUCCUGCGUUUGCGAGCCGGCCGAGCCUGCCGAGUCUGCGCGUGCUCGCGCGGGCGGGCGUGGUGGUUAAGAAAAAGGCGAGGAAAGGCACGCCCGGCGCGCAUCUGCCCGCGGAGCCCUGGAACGACACCGACUCGCGACGGUCGUCGACGUCUUCGGAGGAUUCGCGCUUGUCCGUGUCCUCUGCGCCGAAUUCCCGUGCGCCGUCGCCGACGCCGACGUCCUCGGGCUCGGACACGCCCGUGCACGGGGAAUCGCUGUUGGGAGCUCCUCUACUGAACGUGCGCCCGGUGUCAACGUUCGAGCUCGACUUUGACGAGGCGCUCGCGGGUCCGUCCAGUGCACCCAGCGAAGAUACCCAGGAAGGCGUGAACGCAGAAUCGGGAGAGUUUACGCUCGCGCUGCGCGGGUCGUUCCUGGAGCCCGAGGCGUGGGACCACCCCGACGAGGGGUACUCGGGCUUCACGACGCCCGCGCUCACGCUGGACUACGGGAGCUCGUGCGCGGUCAGCCCGGACGCAGGCCCGGUGGAGUUUCCGCCGAUUGAGUGGUGCGACAACGAGGAGGGAUUGCUGGGAGACGGCCUAGCGUAUCUGCGUCCUGAAGAAGGUUUGCCUGCAGGGGGCUCUGCGGAUCUGCAGGAUCCAAGCGCGGCGGAUACGGGUGGGCACGCUCUCUUAAGCUCGCUCAGUUGA
Gloeophyllum trabeum ATCC 11539 is the source of this 1827-nucleotide messenger RNA. RefSeq lists its product as uncharacterized. The record is from RefSeq and is a predicted model, not a curated record. NCBI's taxonomy places the organism in Eukaryota, Fungi, Basidiomycota, Agaricomycetes, Gloeophyllales, Gloeophyllaceae. Bases 1 to 1827 code for a protein of 608 amino acids. The transcript has 4 exons.